AUGAACACCCAAGAAAAUAAAGAAACUUUGGCAGAAAGAAAGAAAAGAUACAUUUUAGAACAUGAUGCCAAGUUUGAAAAACUAAAAGAUAAAAACGAUACAGUUGGAAGGUUUAAAUAUUUAUUGGAUUUAACUGAUUUAUUUCGCCAUUUUAUCACAGUUCGAGCUAAGAAUGAUAAAAACAUACAGCUACUACUAAAAUCAUUAGACUCAACUAGUAAAAAGACAUCUGAUAAUAACUUUCGUAUGAAAAAAAAGGGUAUAGAUCAUACUAAGGGUAGACAUCGGAAAACAGAAAAGGAAGAAGAUCAAGAAAUUUUAAUGAUGGAAGAAGAUUCAGAAUUAGAAGACAAUGAUGAUGUGAUUCCACAUGAAUACGAAUUUUUCAAUGAGUCUCCUACAUAUAUCAAAGAUGGAAAAUUAAGAGACUAUCAAGUACAGGGCUUAAAUUGGUUGAUUUCGUUACAUAAGAAUAAACUAAGUGGCAUUUUGGCUGAUGAAAUGGGGUUGGGUAAAACUCUACAAACCAUUUCCUUUCUAGGUUAUCUAAGAUAUGUAAAUAAGAUAGAUGGUCCAUUUUUAAUAAUUGCCCCCAAAUCAACUUUAGAUAAUUGGAAAAGAGAGUUUGCUAAAUGGACUCCCGACAUCAAUGUUGUAGUUUUACAAGGGGAUAAAGAUGAAAGACAUGCGCUAAUAUCAAAUGUAAUAAUGCAAGCUAACUUUGAUGUUGUGAUUGCAUCUUUCGAAAUCGUUUUAAGAGAAAAAAAUGCUUUAAAGAAAAUUUGCUGGCAAUAUUUGGUCGUCGAUGAAGCACACCGUAUUAAAAAUGAACAAAGUGCGUUAUCACAAAUUAUUAGAUUGUUUUAUUCAAAAAGUAGAUUAUUAAUUACUGGCACACCACUACAAAAUAAUUUACAUGAGCUAUGGGCUUUGUUGAAUUUUUUGCUACCAGAUGUUUUUGGUGAUAGUGCAUUAUUUGAUGAAUGGUUUAAUAAUUCGGAGAGUGAACAAGACCAAGACCUUAUUGUACAGCAACUACAUACCAUCCUAAGUCCCUUUUUAUUGAGAAGGAUUAAAGCUGACGUAGAAAAAUCUUUAUUGCCUAAGAUUGAAACCAAUGUUUAUGUUGGCAUGACAGACAUGCAACUUAAAUGGUACAAAAUGUUACUAGAAAAAGAUAUCGAUGCAGUUAAUGGCGCUGUGGGGAAAAGAGAGGGGAAGACAAAAUUGCUAAAUAUUGUGAUGCAAUUGAGAAAAUGUUGUAAUCAUCCAUAUCUCUUCGAAGGAGCAGAACCUGGUCCUCCAUAUACUAAUGACGAGCAUUUAGUUUUUAAUUCAGGGAAAAUGAUUAUUUUGGAUAAAUUAUUGGAAAAAAAAAUGGAACAAGGCUCAAGAGUCUUGAUUUUCAGUCAAAUGAGUAGAUUGUUGGAUAUUUUGGAGGAUUAUUGCUACUUAAGAGGAUAUGAAUAUUGCAGAAUUGAUGGCUCUACUGCGCAUGAAGAUAGAAUUAAGGCCAUUGAUGACUAUAAUGCCCCUAAUUCAAAAAAGUUUAUAUUUCUAUUGACUACACGUGCGGGCGGUUUAGGUAUUAAUUUAGUGACUGCAGAUACUGUUAUAUUAUACGAUUCUGAUUGGAACCCACAAGCAGAUUUGCAGGCCAUGGAUAGAGCGCACAGAAUUGGUCAAAAGAAACAAGUGCAUGUUUUUAGAUUUGUUACUGAGCAUGCCAUUGAAGAAAAAGUUAUUGAGCGGGCGGCCCAAAAAUUAAGAUUGGACCAAUUGGUUAUCCAACAAGGUAGUGCUAAUAAUGGUGUUGGUGCAGCUUCCAGUAAAAACUCAUUGGCCAAUUCUAAAGAUGACUUGUUAGACAUGAUCCAGUAUGGUGCUAGGGAUGUAUUUGAUAAUAAAGCCGUUAAGAUUAGUUCUGAUGCCGAUAUUGAUAAAAUUUUGAAAAAAGGUGAGCAAAAAACUAAAGAAUUAAAUGCCAAAUAUCAGGCUUUAGGAUUAGAUGAUUUACAAAAAUUCAAUGGAUUAUCAGAACACUCUGCUUAUGAAUGGAAUGGCACAAACUUCCAAAAAAAAAAAGUGGCUUCGCCAUUAGAAACAUGGAUUAAUCCAAGUAAAAGAGAACGUAAAAGAAGAAACGACAUCCAAAGUUAUUCUGUUGAUGAUUACUACAGAGAGGUUAUGCACAAAGCCAGUAAUAGCUAUAAUAAAUCAAAAGACGACAAUGAUGCUGAGCAUGGUGGCAGCAACAAUAAUAAUAAUGGUGAUCAUAGCUUUUCACAAGGCAGAGCUCCAAGGGCGCCAAAGGGUACUUUAAUGACAGACUAUCAAUUUUUCCCACAAGAAAUCAAAGAAUUGGACGAAAAGGAAUUGUUAUAUUUUAAAAGGAAAAGCAAAUAUAAAGUCACUAAGUAUGAUAUAAUGGAUGAUGUCAAUAUUACUAAUGAUGAUGAAGAUGAUGAAGAAGAUGAUGAAGAAGAUGAAGAUGAAGAUGAUGUUGAUGAUGAUGAAGCUGACGGUGGUGAAGUUGAUGAUGAUGAAACUGCUGUAGACGAGACAAAUGAUGGCACUGACAUUGCUGCUGAAUUGGGUGAUGAUUCUAAGGGGGGAAAUAGGAGCAUUACAGCUACUGAAACACCUUGCUCCGCCUUGAAUGGUAGUAACGAGGGGGGAAAUAAGAAUGAGGAACAAGGAAAAAAUGUUGAAGGAGACGCUGGCGAAAAAGAAAAGAAUAAUAAAAUAGGUAGUCGAACUGAAGAAGUAGAGUUAUCUUUAGAUGACAAAAUUAAGCUUGAGCAAGAGAAAAUAGACAAUGCUUCUGAAUUUACAGAAGAUGAUAACAAAAAAAGGCAAGAACUAAUCCAACAGGGUUUUAGUAAUUGGUCCAAAAGAGAAUUUACAACCUUGGUCAAUGCUAUGGCGAAAUUUGGCAAAGACCAAUACAAACCUAUUGCUUCAAUGCUAACCAAUAAAACAGAGGAUGAUGUAAGGAAUUAUUGUAAAGUUUUCUGGGAAAGAUAUAAGGAGAUUAAUGGAUACGAAAAAUAUAUAUCAUUAAUAAACAAAAAUGAAAAAAAAUUAAAACUAUUAAGACACCAAGAAUUAUUACUUAAACAAAAAAUGGAAAAUUGUAAAUCACCAAUACAUGAUUUUAAUAUUCAAUAUCCACCCAAUAAUGCAAGAAGAACUUACAAUACCCUGGAAGAUAGGUUUAUUUUGAUGCAUGUUGUUAAAUAUGGAUUAUUUUCCGAAAAUGUUUUUGAAAUCAUACGUCAAGAUAUUUUAUCUAGCAGCCUAUUUCAAUUCGAUUGGUUUAUAAAAACAAGAACUGCCCAUGAACUUUCUAAAAGAGUUUAUACGCUAUUGACCAUAAUAACAAGAGAAAUUGAGGGUCCUGAAAGUAAUAAUGCUACUAAAAGGAAAAAAGCAAAAACUAAGGAAAACAUUUCCUCUUUGAACAAUUCUAACAAACAACAGUAUAGUAACAAAAAGGUUAAAACUGAGUAA
Saccharomycodes ludwigii is the source of this 3513-nucleotide messenger RNA. RefSeq names its product DNA translocase (gene ISW2). Gene Ontology annotation, biological process: nucleosome organization; regulation of transcription by RNA polymerase II. Gene Ontology annotation, molecular function: nucleosome binding; DNA binding; ATP binding. Bases 1 to 3513 code for a protein of 1170 amino acids. Gene Ontology annotation, cellular component: chromatin; nucleus. The record is from RefSeq and is a predicted model, not a curated record. NCBI's taxonomy places the organism in Eukaryota, Fungi, Ascomycota, Saccharomycetes, Saccharomycodales, Saccharomycodaceae. The transcript has a single exon.